Molecule: messenger RNA, 1307 nt
Organism: Suillus paluster
Lineage: Eukaryota; Fungi; Basidiomycota; Agaricomycetes; Boletales; Suillaceae
Exons: 6
Coding region: 70-1248 (392 amino acids)
Source: RefSeq, a predicted model, not a curated record
GUUUUAAAUUCUGAAAGCGUGCUGCUCAUCCCUUUCAACUUUUGAAGUCUCCAAUUCCCAUACUGGCACAUGCCACCACGCAGGUCCCCUCUUGUUCGCGCGCCUACAGAACCGCUAGACGCCAGCACUCUCGACUGGAAGUUCAGAAGGCAACUAAUCGAACCUUCCGAACCUUCCACUGACUCUCGGACCCGUGCUCUAGUUCGCACUCACCGCGUAAACAACAUCGUCGUUCAGCAUGCCCGCGAUUUGGUGUCUGUUCCUAGACCAUUCGAGACAGAUGAUGAAUCCGUGGUAGACGACGAGACAGGCAAGGACGCGCAUUCUCUCAAGCGAUAUCUUCAGGAAUCCUGGUUUCCGGCGUUUAAGCUUGGCCCUCGGGUCGAGCAGAAAUUUGUCUGGCCCCAUUACCCAGAGCUGCAGGCUGCGCCUGGAAUGCGGAAGCUCCGCACCAUUUCGCGGAUUAUGCCAUACCGUAUACAUGGGGCUGUAUGCGAAUACCUUGAGCGACAGAAGGAUAAACAACUCGAGCGAACGAAAGACUCUGUUGACCUGACCUUACCCUCCAUCAAUCUUAUGGUGUACGACUACAAGGGUAUCAACGCGUGUAUGCAAGAUGUCAAUUUUGUCACCGACAUCACGACACUUCUCAUGACAUUUGCGUUCCGGACCGUUGCGCGAUGUUUGCACAUCCUGCAUGAUAUACCCGAAGGAAUAGAUGGGGAUGCUUUUCGCAAAUUCCUGCAGUUCAGAAGCUCAUCCGAAAUGUGCCCCGUGAAGGAUAAUAUUUUUGACGUUGUCUCCCUCCCCAGCCCACAUCCCGGCUAUACGAGCAUGAUCGUCCUCGUCGUUCCUCCGUGGGCCUUUGAUAAUAUGGACUUCAUAAGUUUCAUCGACACAGGAGAGGUGACCCCUGGAAGCCUCGAUGGGAUCCCCACCAGCAAACCUGCCAGUGCACCAGCUAUUUUGUGGGCUUUGUUAUGGGACAUGUGCUCCAAGCAGAAAUGUCAAUAUUUUGCCGUCACGACGUAUGAACUCUGGGCAUUUGGAAACUUCAGUUCUAAUAUGGAAAACGCAUAUAUCUCCGACCUGUUCCGAGCUCCGGUUCACUCACAUGACAGCCAGGUUCAGCAGGAUAUGCUUCCCAGUCCGUCGAUGUCCGAGACUCUGUUAUUUUGGAUGGCGGCUUGUAUUGGUGCUGGAGGCAUCGUGUGGACACCGUGUGAUUCUGACAUCAUCACAUGUUGAUCGCCCAUCGUGUUAGCUUGUCUGUAUCAUGAUCGCGGAAUUUAUAUUUUCACACUUCC